Messenger RNA from Engraulis encrasicolus (European anchovy), 1028 nucleotides. RefSeq lists its product as uncharacterized. Bases 289 to 996 code for a protein of 235 amino acids. The transcript has 6 exons. Lineage: Eukaryota; Metazoa; Chordata; Actinopteri; Clupeiformes; Engraulidae. The record is from RefSeq and is a predicted model, not a curated record.
CAAUUAGGAGCAAUUUACCUGUUUUCCCAUGUUUUGCUGAAGAAUUAUAUGCAAUCAUCUAUUUAACAGAUGUUAUGUGGAUGUGUAGUGUUGAGGCAACUCAGUUGGCUUUAAGAAGUUCAUAAGGACAAACACAUGACUGUGUUUCAUGUUCUGAUCAGUGCCUCCCAUACAGGUAUCCUACAAACCAGCUCGUUAGUGUUCCUGAUCCAACUGUGUGAGUGUGUUAAUGUGUGAAUAUGUUGACGGGUAUUAACAGUUUCUCAACUUUCUCAAAUUUAACAGAAAAUGCUGUUGCGUGUCUCAUUUGGUGGAGUGCAGAAGUACAUAAAGAUGCUUGAACUGACGUUUGAUGAUUUCUUGAGAGAAGUGAGUUUGAAGUUCAACAUCCCCGAAGACAGAUGGUUGGACCUCAAAGUUUAUGACCAGUCUAACACAGAGGUAGACGCCGAAGUUUUUGAGGAGCUCGUAAAAGAGUUCCAUGGACCUUUCCUAGUUUCAUUGGCCAAUGAAGCACCUGGUAACCCUCAGUUCACAUCAUCUCCAGGGUCUACUGCAUCUGACGACACAGUGAUCCUCAACUUCUCCCUGCUUGAGCCAGCUGAGGAACCCCUUGAGCCAGCUGAGGAACCCCUUGAGCCAGCUGAGGAACCCGUUGCAGCCCAAGGCAGUCAACCUAAAAGGCCUUGCCGCAUCAACUAUGAAGCAAAAACUCUGAUUGAAAAAAUCCUGACUACAAAGCCUGGAGGUGACCGUAUCAUCGAGGAGUAUGCAAAAACAAAAUCAAUCACAGAUUCAACCAGAAGACGGCUCAUCAACAUACUUGCUGCAGAAAUGACGGAAACACAUGGGACCUCGCCGCCGCGGAGUGUGAAAGUGAUGUAUGCACAGGGGAUUAUCGCUCUGUUUCCAUAUCUUGAAGACCCAUACUCACAGAAUGGCUAUUUGGUGGGCCAGGCCAUGGACGUACUACACCCUUUACUGCCGAAGUCCUGACUGAUGAGGAAGUGGAAUCCGCUAUCGCUGUG